Messenger RNA from Halteromyces radiatus, 2097 nucleotides. RefSeq names its product rab-GTPase-TBC domain-containing protein. The coding region runs from base 137 to 1987 and encodes 616 amino acids. NCBI's taxonomy places the organism in Eukaryota, Fungi, Mucoromycota, Mucoromycetes, Mucorales, Cunninghamellaceae. The record is from RefSeq and is a predicted model, not a curated record. The transcript has 6 exons.
CAUCUCUAUACUUUCCCUCCAUUCCUCUCCUUUAUAUUAUCUAGUCAUUCCUUUCUUCUCUUACCUUCUCUAUCUCUCUCUCUUUUUUUUUUUGUCAUUUCUUUUUUCUUUUACCCGUCAUAUUUUAUUUUAUAUAAUGACAACUUCACACCAAAAUAGACAACUCGAAAUUCAACAAGCCUUUAAAGAACUAUCCUUGUCUCUUAGUAAACAACUUACUGCAAAAUCUCGUUUCAAGAAUACUACCACCACUAUCACUCAUACCUCCGAGACUAUUAACAACGACAGCAACAACGACAACAACAACGACAUCAUUAUCUCCUCACAGUUAGUAACAUCCAAAAGUACUCCUUAUACUACUCAACAUACACUCAAAAAACCCAAGUCUUUUGGUACUUUCAACUUACUUGAAAAACAACAACAACAUCCUUAUUCGCCAUGGGUUGACUGGAUCAGCAAUAAUGAUAGUAAUACCGAUACUACGCUUUUGCCAAAACAAGAUAUAUUACAAUCGACAAUAUCACCUCCAUUAUUACCUUCAUUUAUACCUUCUUCUGAUAGCAGUAGUAGUAGUCAUUAUAGCGGUGAUUCGAUUCCUUCAACACCAACCCUUCCUUUUAUUAAUAGUAAAGAUAGAAAAAUGAGAAGAAUACCUUCUAGUUCUUCUUCUCUCGGUUCUCUCACUACCAAUUCUUCUUCUCGUUCAAAACAUUCUGGAUAUUCUAUAUCAAGUCACUUUACAAAAUGGGAUUGGACUAUUGAAGAAGAUGCCUAUGGAAAUAGCAAUCUACAUGAUCUACCACCACAUCUACGACUUCAUCAAGAUCAUGAUCAGGAAAAUCGUCUUAUUUCUACUUUGGAACCUGCUGAAAGGGAUCUAUAUGGAUUCAAGAAACCAGUGCAAUGGGUUAAACUUAAACGAUUACAACAGUUCGAACAUCAAUAUCAAUCCAUUCUACUUCACCAAAAGAAAAAAUGGUCUCAGCUUUUAAUAGAAAAUGAUAAUCAAUUUCCCUCUCCCAGUUCUCGAUUGCGACGAUAUGUUCGAAGAGGUAUUCCUCAUGAUUACCGUGGCAAAGCAUGGAUGCAUUAUAGUGGUGCCAAAGCAAAGAUGGAAGCACACGUUGGUCUAUUUGAAUCACUUGUGGAAACAGCAAUGACAACAGAAGAUCAAAAUGAAUAUGCAGAAAUCAUCCGCCGUGAUCUACAUCGUACUUUUCCCGACAAUAUUUAUUUUGCUUGCGCACACACUGAUGAACUUGGCAAUGUUAUAAUGGAUCCCGAAUCAAAUGAGAAGCUUGUAUCAUUGAAACGCAUUCUCUACGCCUUUAGUGUUCACUCACCUCAUAUUGGUUAUUGUCAAUCCUUGAAUUAUUUAGUAGGUUUUUUCUUACUCUUCACAGAAUCAGAUGAAGAAGCAUUUUGGCUUUUGGUGACUACUGUCUAUGAUUAUUGUCCUCCUAGCAAGUAUGAUGUGACUAUGGAAGGUGCUAAUAUUGAUCAAGUUCUACUGAUGAUGAUGGUUUACGAAAGAAUGCCUAGUAUUUGGAAUAAACUUGCCAAUGGAAAAUGUUUUUGGGAAUGUGAACAAGCCGAUACUAUGCCUCCAAUUACCUUAGUUACUAGUCAUUGGUUUUUAACUCUGUUCAUCAACAUCAUGCCAACAGAAACGGUGCUUCGAAUUUGGGAUAGUUUUUUUAUUGAAGGAUAUAAGACUUUAUUCCGUGUAGCAUUAACAAUGAUCAAGAUGAAUGAAUGUCAAAUCUGGGCAUUAGAAGAUCCAAUCGACGUUUUCCCUCUUCUUCAGAAUAUGCCUAGAAGGUUGAUAGAUUGUCAUCACUUUAUGGAGAUGGUGUUUUCUUCUUCAAGUAUUGCAUCUGAUAUUACAUUGCAAGAAAUCGAAAGCAAGAGAAAUCUGUUCAAGGAUCGAAGGAAACAACGUCAACAAGCGAAAUUCAAACAAUUUAUCAAUUCAAAGAUAGAUUAACAUAUUUAAAAGUAGAUUAUUUGAUAUCUUGUAUGCCUUUUUUUUUUUCUCUUUGUACCUUUCUUUUUUCUUUCAUCUUUACGUCAUAUAUGUAUAUAUUUUUUACUGGA